This is a messenger RNA of Paramacrobiotus metropolitanus, 3867 nucleotides long. Its product is annotated as thioredoxin domain-containing protein 11-like. The record is from RefSeq and is a predicted model, not a curated record. The transcript is spliced from 13 exons. Bases 579 to 3023 code for a protein of 814 amino acids. Lineage: Eukaryota; Metazoa; Tardigrada; Eutardigrada; Parachela; Macrobiotidae.
UACGCCGUGUUAUCGGAAGAUUCACAAUUUGAUAAGCGGCGUGGAGAACCUUUGGGCUUUGGAAGUGUUCGCUCUAUAAAUUCAAACUGCUUCAAGCACUCUCUCUACGUGCCAGGCAGAGUGCCAGCUGACGAUAUGAAGCGAAAGUGCAGAAUACACGGAAACGACCAUUGUCCAAUCAAUGUUUUGAUUUAUCACUCAGGUAGCUGCCGCCACGCCAUAUGUCCGUACUCUGUAGCCUUCACAUUUUCGACACGCAGACAAUUCCGAAAGAUUCUCUUUUCAAAAUUUUCGCGAAAAACUUUGACUUUUGUGUGUUGAAUCUACCUUUCUCGUUUCUGUUAGCAAAGUUCUCCUCCAUUGUUUUUAUCGUACCUGUGAAUGCAGAGCCUAUGUAGUUUAGAAGCUCGUUGAAUGCUGAUGUUGUUGCAUGUGGCACAUAUGUUAUUCAGCGUCGUUGCUCCGUUGGAUUUUCCAGCUGUCGUCCGGUUUUCUUGUGUUGCCUCUUCGUACUGUUACUAGUGAUUCGACCACUGUCCAUAAACGAUAAGGUCCGAUCGCAGAAUGAUCCAUCCAUAAUGAUAUGGUUACCACGUGGAAUAUACGGCUUCGUGUUACUGGCAAAGCGCAAAAUUUUCAAACACCCUAUCAUGAGAGACACAGGAAUGUGUCUUCUUGUCAGCCUGCUGUGGAUGUUGCUAAAUACAUUUCGACACUCCGCAACACAUGAGGAACCCUUGCUUACCGUUCCUGGCAAGAGCCCGGAGCGUUUCUUUAGCAAAUCCGCCGCGGUGCGUGAUUAUUACCGCGGCGAACUCGUUGGGUUGGCACAGAAUAUCCAGGCAAACGAUAUUACCGUCACAUUCUUUUAUGCGACGUGGUGCAUUGCUUCCGCGGAAAUGCGACCAGUAUUCGAAGAUGCCGCUCGUUCUUUUAAGGACCAGGCGUCAUUUGUGGCUGUAAACUGCGCAAUACACGGAAGCCAGUGUGCAGCUAAGCGGCGUCCUGACCAUUUUCCACUCGUGGGAGCGUUUAUCCGGCGACGUCGGAACAUGUUUAUCCCAUAUCGCGGAUAUCCUUCUGCGGAUCAUUUUGGUCUUUUUCUUGAGCGCUUGGUACGACCAUUCGUUCGGAUCGAUUCGAGAAACGAUUUCUUUGCGUUCGUCGACGAGAACGAUCUUGCAGUUGUUGCUAGUUUAGACCUUACAGAACCAAGGGGCCUUGAUGUCCUGUGGAAUACUUCUCUUCUCAUAAUGCGCCAUGAUCCACGUCACGAUGUAAAGUUUGCGGUGAUCACGAAUACUCAGCUUUUUCAGCAUCUUGGAUUUACUGAGACCAAUAUUAUUAGCAUUAUCCGCACCAGCAAUGUGGAAAAGGCAAUCCGAAACUUUCAUUUGUUACCUGAAACCACAAUCGAAGAGGCAAUAUUGCCGUUUAUCCUGAAAAAGCCCAUUCGUUGGCUAUUUCCCAUGUUCCAUCGAUCGACAGCCCUGGCGGAAGUUACACGGAAUGCAACACUUGUUGCUUUCAUGCCCUACGACGCGCGCCGUCACUGUAACCCGUUGUACGAGACGGUUCGCAGAAUUUCUCACAUAUACCAUGAUUGUGAGAAAAAGACGGUUAUGGAAGGCCUGCUCGAGCUCCUGAAGCCAGAUUCAACUACAUCAGAAAAUCGCUGUCGAUCAGAGGGCCUACGGUGCGAUAAUCUUUCUACAAAAUUUGCUGAAAUCGGUGUCCGGCGUGGGCGUUUGCGGCGUUCAAACUGCAUGUGCAUCGGCAAUUCAUCGGAUUUCAAUGAAGAUGUUUGUUGGAUGCGGAGCAUGGAUGGCUCCAAAGAUAGCUUUCAAAAUGCAAAAUCUAUGCCGCCGGUGUAUUGUGAUGGUAGGCAUAAAUGCUCGAGUGGUGUGCUCAGGUGGAGAAAGUAUUCAGCUUGCUGCUACUCCCAGCAACUCCAACCCGAAUUCGACCUUAAUGUGCCACUGAUGCAAAUGGAUGCCUGUCGGAAUCUUAAACAAUGCUGUGAUAAUACAGUUAGACACUCGUUUCACCCGACUGACCUUCCGAAAUUGUCUUUGAUUCAUGGUCUGGGAUGUAGAACAAAUCGAUCGUUGAACGUUAUUGCCAUCGACUCAAUGACUUAUCCCGCAUUCCUGGAUAAUUUAGGACUUGCAUUAGGACAAAAUCAUUCCCGAUUUGUCAUUGUGGAUAAGCCGUCUUCGGAAAAGUAUAUAUUUCCUGGGGAUGUUCCGUUAACUUGGCCGCUUUUGGUUGACUUUAUCUAUAAUUAUACGAGAAAUACGCUGGAAAGCCAUCGGCGGUCGGCUGAUGAACAAAUCGGAAGGAGCCCUCCUGGAAACGAUGAAUAUUCCGUGAAAAUCGAAGAGAUAUCUGGCGGAAAUUUUUCGAACAUUUUCGAUUUGGAAGAGGAUAUAGUGAUGUUAUAUUACGCGUCUUGGUGCACGUUUUGCAAGGCCGUAAUGUCGGUGUACUUCAAUGUGGCAGCAAAGUUUUUUGGCAUCACAGGGAUUAAAUUUGCUCGUAUCAAUAUUCAAAAGAAUGAACUUCCUUGGGAGUACCGCAUUAUUGAAGUCCCUACUCUUCAGAUUUUCUCCGGAAAAAGGAAAAGGGACAAUAUUGCUACCUUCCCGCGUGAUGUUUUGAUUACUCCAUUGACUCUGCUCAAAUUUAUUUUGCUCCACGUGGACACACCGGUUUGGCGCGGUUUUGUGUCCGACAAAUGUGAUAGUAAAUGCUGGAACGCCAAUCGCGCUCAGGCAAUUAAGCUGCGGCGAAUCUCGCGGAAAAAUUUGGCAGUUCUGCGCAGUGUUCGUUCAAAUACUCGUAAUAAAGAGGCUUUGAUAUGGAAAAUUAUUGGAGUGAAGCGGAGGUUACGGAGUCUAUCCGAAAUUAUAUCCAAGGAAGAAGCGCACAUUUUUUUCAGGAAGUUUCUUUCCAGUUCAGCGGUUAACAUGUCUUCGAAAUGGGCCUUUAGAAAUUUAGUGUCUUCCCGGUUCCUUUCGUGAAACCAGUAUUUUUCUUUUUUAUUUAUUGUAACGUCUACGGUUUUAGCCGUCCCGGUCUUCCGACUGUAUUGUGAUAGAGCCUUUACUAUCUUUUUUGCAGUUGUUAACAGAUUUUUGAUUUCAAAUGUUAAUUUAUAUUGAAGUUAGCAUGUCCUUUCUCAUUGCAUCAGCAUUUUACCGUCCACAACUUUAUAAUGCUACUCCAGCUAUCAUCAGUUUUAUUUACGCAUUGCUUGGUGAUAAGAUUUUUAUUGGUUUCUUUUGUCACUUUUUGUUUGUUUGCAUCUGUUUGAUGUUAAGUGUAAAAAUGGAUGAAAAGCCUGCAGAGAAGAGCACACCUGCAGAACACUUUGCCAGGCGACUGCGGAGACGCAUUUUUGAAGAUCAGAAUAAUAUUGAUUUGGAUGUGGGACAAACAACGUUAAAUGCUGAAGAUUUGCGACUUUUGGAUGGUGUGGAUUUACUGAACGCUACAGUCAGUCCGUUAUUGUACAUGGCGCUGCAGCAGAUAGUUAAAAUACGUCCUCCGAAACCGCGGCAGUGGUUGGCUGUGUAUUUACUGAGUCGGAAGCCGGUUAUUGUGGACGAUGGAUUGCCCCAGCAAAACCAUGAUAGCAUUUGAAAUUGGUUGACCAAAUGUCAGUGUGUUAUCCCCGUCAGACUCACAUUAAAGAAUGGGAGUCUGUGGUCGUGCGUUGGGAAAGCAUCGUGAUAAACAGUGUUUUGUUUUGAAUGCUUUAAACAUUCGUUAUUUUAUCGCUGUAUUGUCUGUAACUGUAAACUGCAGACAUCGGCUUUCUGAUUGUACAAUAUUUGACGCAGCUUGAAGUGCCGCAUCAAAAUA